Molecule: messenger RNA, 2470 nt
Organism: Canariomyces notabilis
Lineage: Eukaryota; Fungi; Ascomycota; Sordariomycetes; Sordariales; Chaetomiaceae
Product: MFS general substrate transporter
Exons: 1
Coding region: 381-2258 (625 amino acids)
Biological process (GO): transmembrane transport
Cellular component (GO): membrane
Molecular function (GO): transmembrane transporter activity
Source: RefSeq, a predicted model, not a curated record
AAGUCCCAAACACGCAGAGACAACCGCUGAGGUCAUCCGUCACAGGACAGACUCCAUCCAUCAACAUCAUUGGGGCACAUGGAAAGGCAGCUCUUAUCAUAGAGUUGCAGCCAGACGACAUUACCGACCUGCAGGAUAGACCGCCGAUCCAUAAACCCUUUAUUGUACUCCGUACACGAGUUCCGUUGUCGCGCUUUGAUCAUUCGCGAGUUGACUCAUUCUAUUUGGGAUACGGAUCUCCAUCCUAAGAUGUCACCUUGUUCAUCGUGAAUCUGAACCCUGCACCGGCCUUGCUCGGCUGGCUCGGUCAUUAGACCUCCCUCCUCCUCCGCUUCUGCCCCGCAGUCAUCACCAUCGCCCCUCGUCCCGAAACCAUCCAAAUGUCCUCGACAUCGCCCCAUCCUGCCACCGCGCCCACCGGCGACGGCAACGGCGUGGGGGAAUCGACCCCUCUCCUCCUCCAGCGGCCGGAGCCUCUCCAGUCCGACAGCACGUCAACCCUCGGACCAGCAAGCCGCAGCCGCAGCAACAGCCCGUCUUCGUCCUCUCCAUCCCCCUACCCGUCCUCGCGCUCGCGCUCGUCCUCGACCCGCUCCCAGACCCCGUCGCCCGCCCCAACGCCACGCUCCUCCACCGCCGCCGCCUCCAAACAAACAACCCUGACCAUCUCCCUGCUCACCGCCCUCCUCUCGGCCCUCUGCGCGGGCUCCAUCACAAUCUUCUCCCUCUACGCCGCAACCUUCCAGUCCCGCCUGCGCUACACCCAGUACCAGGUGACGGGGCUCGCCUCGGCCGCCUCGGCCGCAAUGUACCUGCCCGUGCCCCUGCUGGGGUACGCGUGCGACCGCUCUGGCCCCGCGCCGCUGAGCCUCGUGGCCGCUUUCGCGUUUGGCACGGGUUAUGCUGCGGCGGCGUUUGGGUAUGCGCAUGCGUACAGGGAGGUUGUGGAGGGAGGAGGAGGAGGAUCAGGCAAGAGGUGGUAUGCCGUCCUGGUGCUGGCGUUUGUGGCGAUUGGUGUCGCGACAUGCGCCAUGUACAUGGCUGCCGUGGCUACGUGCGCGAAAAACUUUGGCCGGGGCAGGUUCCGCGGCUUGGCCGUUGCGGGGCCUAUUGCGGCCUUUGGCUUGAGCGGGAUGUGGCUUAGCCAGGUGGGCAGUAGGUGGUUCAAGGAAAGGGAUAAUGCUGGGGAUGUAGACGUGGUCAAGUUUUUUGUGUUCUUGGCCGGAUUGCUGGUGGUGGUGGGGUUGAUUGGGGCGGCUGGGCUGAGGAUCGUGGACGAGAGGGAUUUGAUUGAGGAGGCGGUGGAGGAGCUGGAGCGGAGCGGGAUACUGGACGGGAGUGCGAUUUUCACGCCUGGAAGGAGUGAGAAUGGGUAUGGGACGGUGGCGGAGAGGGAGGAUCCGUUUGAGGAGUUGCAGGAUGGCGAUGAUGCCCCGGUCUUGAAGGACCCCGCCGAGGAAGAGGCACGGCUGAAGAAGCAGUGGGUGUUGAACGCGGAGACGAAGCGGUUUCUCACGGAUCACACCAUGUGGUGCUUUGCGCUGGGCUUCUUCUUCAUGAUUGGGCCCGGCGAGGCCUUUAUCAACAACAUGGGCACCGUCAUCAAGACGCUGUAUCCGCCGACACUACACUACGUCGGUGAGCCGACCUCAGCAGCCACUCACGUCUCGAUCGUCGGCCUCACCAGCACCGCUGUGCGUUUGCUUACGGGCACGCUGACGGACCUGCUCGCACCGAGCCCGCAGACGCGGCAUCUACAGGUAGCACCGGCAGGGCGGAUCCCGGGUAUUAGGCGCUUCUCUGUGUCGCGGGUUGUCUUCCUCCUCUUUUUUGCCGUGGUGCUCUCCCUUGGCCUCGUUGGCCUGGCGUCGGGAUUGAUGCAAGGCCAUGGGGAACGGUUCUGGAUUGUGUCGGGCUUGGUGGGAGCUGGAUACGGCGCCGUGUUCAGUCUCACGCCCAUCAUCACCACCGUCAUCUGGGGAGUAGAGAACUUUGCGACCAACUGGGGCAUUGUGGCCAUGUUCCCCGCGCUCGGAGCCACCCUUUGGGGGCUGGUAUACUCGGCUGUGUACCAGGCUGGGGCGGCGAAGUCGGUUCCGCCUGGUGAAGGCGACGGGCAGGAUAAUCUCUGUUAUGGGACCGCGUGCUAUGCGCCUGCCUUCUGGGCCAUGGCGGCGAGCGUGUGGAUUGCCUGUGGGCUGGUUUUGUGGGCAUGGAAGGGAAGGGGAGGGUGGUCACAGCGGGGCAUUGUUGUGUAGUGGGUUUCUUGUAUCAAUGUCUUGGAGUAUUGCAUGGUCUGGCGUUUUGGGCAGCUUUGCGACAUAUAGAUUGGCAUUGUUGCUUCGUGUUGGCGCUCAGGGAGUCAGGGGCUGUUCAACAGACAGUGUGGACGAAGCAUGGUAUUGUACUGUACGUUACAGCACAACCUUGAGUGAAAUUCAUCAACACCCAAAACUUUUGAGGAGCGGAA